Hibiscus syriacus is the source of this 2188-nucleotide messenger RNA. RefSeq names its product sorting nexin 2A-like. The transcript has 5 exons. Lineage: Eukaryota; Viridiplantae; Streptophyta; Magnoliopsida; Malvales; Malvaceae. Gene Ontology annotation, molecular function: phosphatidylinositol binding. The record is from RefSeq and is a predicted model, not a curated record. The coding region runs from base 292 to 2001 and encodes 569 amino acids.
GGUUUUUUGUUUCUGUUUGAGUUCGAAGUUUAUCCACCGAAUUUUUUCCUUCACGUUUUCCAAUGCUCCGAUGCACCCAACCCCACGCGCCACGCUAAUCUUCCUCCUUCCCUACCAUCUUCAUCGUCCUCUUCGCCUUCCACGUAGAGCCCCUCAGCGUGUUGUGCACUCCUGCUCGAGUUGACGCUCCCCUCUCGGAAUCAUCGAUAACCCUACCUCAUUUAAACUCUUCUAAUUUAAUCCAUCUUUCUUUUGAUUUUACUGGGAAAGUUUUGAUUCGAAUUGUUAAAGAUGAUGGGCUCUGAGAACCCUGGCUUCGAGGAAGCUCACCUCUUAGUUCCCCGUGAAGAAAUGGAAAACCUCGUUCUCGACGACCCACUCACCACUGACCACCCCAACAAUAACAACACCUACUCCAGUUUCCGGAGCGCCAACUCAUCAAUUUACGAGUCCACGCACCGUCCGCUUUCCCCGCCGGUGUUCUCAACUCCUGCCGAUUCCGAUCCCUUGCUCUCACCUCUGGUCUAUCAAAACCCUAACGCGUCUGAUAAUAACUCCUACAUCGAGCCUCCUUCAUACGCUGACGUCAUCUUCAGUCCUUUCGAUGACAACUCUGCCAAUGAAAUCAACCGCAUCGACUCCAAGUCUCAGGAUUCGGAUUCUUCCUUCUCACUCUCCAGGUCCCCAUCGUCCUGCUCUGAUUACAUCAAAAUCACGGUUUCUAACCCUAAAAAGGAGCAGGAGACCACGAAUUCACUUGUUCCCGGAGGUAAUACUUAUUACACUUAUCUAAUUACCACGAGAACCAACAUUCCAGAUUUUGGAUCGCCCGAAUUUAGUGUCAGGAGAAGGUUUAGGGAUGUGGUCACAUUGUCGGAUCGGUUAGCCGAAGCUUACCGUGGGUAUUUUAUUCCGCCGAGGCCAGAUAAAAAUGUGGUUGAAUCUCAGGUGAUGCAGGUGCAAGAAUUUGUGGAGCAAAGAAGGGUUGCAUUGGAGAAGUAUUUGAGGAGGCUUGCCGAGCAUCCGGUCAUUAGACUAAGUGAUGAAUUGAAGGUGUUUUUGCAGGUUGAAGGGAGACUUCCGAUGCCUACGAGCACCGAUGUAGCUUCACGGAUGCUUGAUGGUGCUGUGAAAUUGCCUAAGCAGUUGUUCGGGGAAAGUACCUCAGUGGAGGCACCACAUGAGGUUGUACAUCCGGCGAAAGGUGGGAGGGAUUUGUUGCGUUUGUUUAAGGAAUUGAGGCAGUCUGUUGCAAAUGAUUGGGGUGGUUCUAAACCACCGGUGGUGGAGGAGGAUAAGGUGUUUAUGGAGAAGAAAGAGUGGAUUCAUGAUCUUGAGCAACAAAUCAGCAAUGCUUCUCUGCAGGCCGAGGCUCUUGUUAAAGCACAGCAAGAUAUGGGAGAGACAAUGGGAGAAUUAGGAUUGACAUUUAUUAAGCUGACUAAGUUUGAGAAUGAGGAGGCUAUGUACAAUUCUCAGAGAGUGCGGGCUGCUGACAUGAAAUGUUUAGCUACGGCUGCAGUCAAAGCUAGCAGAUUUUAUCGAGAACUGAAUGCGCUGACUGUCAAGCAUUUGGACACACUUCAUGAAUACCUUGUGCUUAUGUUAGCUGUGCAUGGUGCAUUUGCGGAUCGAUCAAGUGCUUUAUUGACGGUCCAAACUCUCCUAUCAGAACUAUCUACACUCCAUUCAAGGGCUGAGAAACUUGAAGCUGCGUCGUCAAAAAUAUUUGGUGGUGACAGAUCUAGGGUUCACAAGAUAGAGGAGCUGAAAGAGACUAUACGGGUUACUGAAGACGCCAAAAAUGUUGCCAUAAGAGAAUACGAUCGAAUCAAGGAAAAUAACAGGUGUGAGCUUGAAAGGCUUGACAAAGAAAGACAUGUUGACUUCAUGAACAUGUUGAAGGGGUUUGUUGUAAAUCAGGUAGGAUAUGCUGAGAAAAUUUCAGAUGUGUGGGCAAAGGUUGCGGAGGAGACGAGUGAAUAUGCAAGAGAUAGCUGAUGAAUGUUUGAUGUAGAUUAACUAUUUUUCUAAUUUUUUUUUGGUCUUAUACUUUUAUUUAUUUAUUUAUAGUCCAUGUUAGGAGACAGUUUUAAAAAUAAGAAUAACAAGAAUGAAGAAAACGGAGGGAAUAGUUUGGUUAGUUAAUAAUAUUUUCAAUUGGACUGCUUAGAUUAGAGUAAAAAAA